UUUGGCCGCCGGAGGUGUUUUUAGGAGACAAAUCAAUUAAGAUAGUUCAAAAUAGUACAAAAUACUUGUAGAUCACACAAAAGACUUUCACGGAAUCACGAGAAGUUAAAGUGGACAAAAAUGGAUGAGGACGAUGUUGCUUUUGGUCCUGCGUUGCCUCCGCAUUUGUUGAAGACGUCCGGAAGUGCUGCAGAACAGAGAAUUGUUGGUCCAAGCAUGCCGCCGGACUUUAGACCAUCAGAGGCAGGAAACGCGAUUGAAGACACUCAAUCAGAUGAAGAUGAUGACGAUGAGGUGACAAUUGGGCCAUCAAUGCCAGGAGAAGUGCUCAACAGUCGUUCCCAACUGGAAUUGGAAGAGCGCGCGCUGCAAAUGAAGCUGAAUGCGCUGGAAGGAGCGACUGGAAGUGCAUCAUCGGAAGUGCAGAGUCGAGAAGAGUGGAUGACUGAGUUGCCUGAAGUUCGGAAGCUGUCUCACAUGGGAAUAGGACCCAGACAAUUUCGACAGAAAGAAGGACCAGACUUUUCCGACAGAUCAUCUUGGACAGAUACACCGCAAGGAAAGGCAGAGAAGAGUAAAAGCAAAGAAGGACCUUCGAGUACUGUGAUAUUUGAGCAAAAGAGGGUGAAAGAACACGACAAGGCGAUGGAGAAGUUGAAGAAGAAGCACGAGAAGGAGCACAAGAGGAAGAAAUCCCUGCUGGAAAUGCAUCAAGAAGCGAGAAAGAAGAAAAAGGACAAAAAGGUGAAAGAAGAAAGACGAACAUUCAGUCGAGAAGUGGAUUUGGCUGUGAAUAAAUUUGACGAGACGAGAAAACAGGCAGCAAUUAAGAAAUCCCAGCAGUUGAACAACAGAUUUUCCGCAGGAUCAAGUAAAUUUCUCUAACAUUAAUGCUCAUAAUCAGUCAAUUUGGGGGAUCUAAUGUGAAAUGCAAAGGAUACAAAAAUGAAUUUGGAAUAAAUGAUUGACUUUUAUCGCUGCGGUGGAGGUUUUGGCU
Phlebotomus argentipes is the source of this 997-nucleotide messenger RNA. RefSeq names its product GPALPP motifs-containing protein 1. The transcript is spliced from 4 exons. The record is from RefSeq and is a predicted model, not a curated record. Lineage: Eukaryota; Metazoa; Arthropoda; Insecta; Diptera; Psychodidae. The coding region runs from base 121 to 885 and encodes 254 amino acids.